Nerophis lumbriciformis (worm pipefish) is the source of this 762-nucleotide messenger RNA. The record is from RefSeq and is a predicted model, not a curated record. NCBI's taxonomy places the organism in Eukaryota, Metazoa, Chordata, Actinopteri, Syngnathiformes, Syngnathidae.
AUGGUUGGUAGGAGAGUGGUUGUUUUCCCCACAUCAGCGGAGUUGGGCCCAGCGUUGGCCCGCCUGGUUACCUCUCGGGCAGAGCAGGCGGUCACUUCCCGGGGCAGGUUCACCCUUGGCCUGUCUGGAGGGAGCCUGGUGACCAUGCUUGGCAAAGAGUUGUUGGCUUUGCCAAGCUUGGACUGCAGCAAGUGGGUGGUGGGCUUCUGCGACGAGCGAGUAGUGCCAUUUGACAACCCUGACAGCACCUACGGCCUCUACAAGAAUGUUUUAUUUUCAAAGAUCAACAUACCGGAUGACGCAAUCUUAGCCAUCGACUUCUCACUGCCAGUCAACGAGUGUGCUGAGGAUUAUUCUCGCAAACUGAAAAAGGCUUUCCCUGACGAUAACAUCCCCGUGUUUGACCUAUUGCUGCUGGGGAUGGGCCCCGAUGGACACACGUGCUCCCUCUUCCCGGGACAUCCUGUUCUGGAAGAGAGCCAGAAGAUGGUGGCUCCCAUUAGUGACUCUCCCAAGCCACCGCCAGAACGCGUCACCAUGACCUUUCCGGUGGUCAACGCUGCCCGGUGCGCAGCUUUCGUGUCCACCGGGGGAAGCAAAGCACCUGUUUUGAAGGAGGUACUGGAGGGGCGAGAGGGUCCGCCGUACCCAGCAGCCCGUGUCUCUCCAACCAAUGGGGAGCUUUUAUGGCUCAUUGACGAACCCGCUGCCGCCUCUUUGACGAUGAAGGUGGAGAGGUUGAGUUCUGGAGACAAACUUUAG